Molecule: messenger RNA, 3485 nt
Organism: Nelumbo nucifera (sacred lotus)
Lineage: Eukaryota; Viridiplantae; Streptophyta; Magnoliopsida; Proteales; Nelumbonaceae
Product: transcription factor MYB124-like
Biological process (GO): regulation of DNA-templated transcription
Cellular component (GO): nucleus
Molecular function (GO): DNA-binding transcription factor activity, RNA polymerase II-specific; RNA polymerase II cis-regulatory region sequence-specific DNA binding
Source: RefSeq, a predicted model, not a curated record
UCUCAGACCUCACACAGACAAGAGGGAGAGAGAGAGAGAGAGAGAGACAGGGGCAUUGAAUUGAUGAAAGGAGAAACGGAGGAAGGUAAAAGUUAGGUCACGAGCAACGUCACCUCCCGUUAAAAACAUCAAACGAGAUUUUUAAGAGAGAGAGAGAGAGAGAGAGCACAAAGCUCCUAUUGUUCAACGACCUACCAUUAUUCUUUCGUGGAUUUCAGCGUAAUUUUUCAAAUUCCUUCAUACGCGCGCGCUGAAAUGCAUGCUAUCCCCAUCCCCACUCCGCCCAUAUACAUUCUAUUCUUAUAUUUAUACAUCCUAAAAUUCAUUUUCUAUGAAGUCCCAAAUAAAAAUAAAAUAAAAAAGGUCGGUCGCUGGACGCUAGAGGCUUAGAGUAGAUAGUGGCGGAUUGGAUUGAUUUACUCUAAUAUAUAUCUGGAUUCCCCUGCCCAUAUUUCGAGUUUUCGAAUUCCCAUCUGUUGUUGGUUGACGGCCUGGCCUGGCUCCAUGAUUCACUACUACUCUCUUUUGAUCCAACACCUUUCAAAUCCUUGCUUGCUUUUCCGCCUCCUAAUUACUCAGAUCCGUUGCCGUCUCCCUCUGUCAAUACGUACCCUCCUUUCUCGAGCUUGAUUUUCCCUGCGCUACCCCCAUUUAUAUUCUAUUCAGUCKGAAUCGGAUCUACUCCACCCAACUUGAAAUUUUGAAAAGAGCAAGAGCCAAGACGAGAAUUUCCCUCUGUUUCGUUGCAGAGUCAGAGUAUAGUCUUCAAAUGGCUUCCGAUAUUAUCCUCUUCUUCUCCCUAUGCUUUUUCUGUUUAACACUCUACGUGUAGAUCUCUCCAUGUCUGCUACGGGUCUACCAUUGCCUUUUUGACGAUUUUUAAGACAAAAGUUCUUAAAGCAGUUCCAUCCAUGAAAAGAUAAGGCCCGUCGAUCUAUCUACUCACUUCACACGUUUUCGAUUGAAUCCAGAUCCGGCCUUUGAUUUUCUAUUUUCUUCCAGGGGCGACUGAACAAAAAAAGGUUAGAAUCCUAGGCAAUCUAGAUCCCAAACUAACAGAGUGUCUCAGAGCUUCGAUGGAACAACUCCUCUUCCCCGUUUUCAAUGCUACAGUAUCUGUAAAGACAAUCAACCGGGAGACGACGAGUUCCUUUCCCCCCUUUUAAAUACAUUCUUUAUUCAUUUUAUCUACAUGAUCAGAAAAGAUCUUGCUUUAACAUGCGACUUGAUCCUCAUAAAAGAGAGCCAGAGGAACACAUAAACACUGAACAACAAACAAUGCCCAGUAUGAAUCUCCAGGAAACUCCCAAGUCUGAGACCACCACCAAGCAGAAGGAGCGACACAUCGUUACAUGGACACAGCAGGAGGAUGAUAUACUCCGGGAACAGAUUAACCUCCAUGGAACUGAAAACUGGGCGAUUAUUGCAUCCAAGUUUAAGGACAAAACAACCAGACAGUGCAGGAGAAGAUGGUACACUUACUUAAAUUCCGAAUGCAAGAAGGGAGGGUGGUCACCAGAGGAAGACAUGAUCUUAUGCGAGGCUCAGAAGAUAUUCGGUAACAGAUGGACUGAAAUUUCGAAAGUGGUUUCAGGCAGAACGGAUAAUGCUGUAAAGAACCGGUUCUCCACCUUGUGCAAGAAAAGAGCUAAACACGAGGCUUUAUCAAAGGAGAACAAUGCUUCAUACAUCAACCCAAACAAUAAGAGGAUUAUAUUUCAGGAUGGUCUUGAUUUGGGCAACGAAUCAGCUGAUUCCACAGCUCCUUGUAAGAAGUUGAGGACCUACAUCUCAGAUCUCUCAGAGAACAGCACCACCAAAAGAGGACUAACCAAGGAAUGUGGAGUAACAAAGCUUCAGCAGAUAAGACCUCCUUUUGCAGUAUUGGUUCAAAACUUCCAUAAUGUUGACAACUUGCCACCUAAGCAACAUGUCAGCAACAAGAACCAGGAACCCUGUAAAUAUGAAGUAGUUGGGAACAACAAGGCUCAAGGAACAUUUCUUAGAAGGGAUGAUCCAAAGAUCACUGCUUUGAAGCAACAAGCAGAACUACUCAGCUCACUUGCACUGAAAGUUAAUACAGAGAACACCAACCAGAGUCUUGAAAAUGCUUGGAAGGAACUCCAAGAUUUCUUAAAUCAAACCAAAGAAGGUGAUCUGAACCCACAAAAAAUCUCUGAAAUGGAUUUUCUACUUGAAGAUUUCAAGGACUUACUAGAGGACCUAAAGAGUAGUAACUUGGGAAGUGCGCCUUCUAUGAGGCAACCUGAUUUUUCUGAGUCCCCAGGGAGUUCUGAAUACAGCACUGGGUCGACUGUCCAGUCCCAUGCAAAAGGUGAUAAAACUGAACAACCUCAAACUGAAAUAUGUUCACCAGACCAGUAUGGUGGUGUUGGGCCAAUGCCCAUUCAUAAAGAAAUACAGAAUAGUGGUCGAGGUUGUGAAGACGGAACCUGUUCAAGUAUUACCCAAGCAGGAAAAUUUCUCUCUUGCAAUGAGCUGAAAGACAAUGAUGGAGUUGUUUUUACACUGGCACAUAGUGAGUUCAGCUCACCUCUUCAAGUAACCCCACUAUUCCAAUCUUUGGCAGCUGGAAUUCCAAGCCCAAAAUUUUCAGAAAGUGAAAGGAACUUCCUACUAAAAACACUUGGUAUUGGUUCUCCAUCUCCCAACCCAAGCACUAACCCUUCCCAACCGCCACCCUGCAGAAGGGCACUACUCCAUAGCCUUUGACCAAUUUCUGUUCAUGUCUACUUGCAGAAAUUUGUGUCCUAGGAAAUUCUAGCCCAUCUUCACAAUCUAAUUCUCUGGAAAUAUUUUGUCUUGUCUCUUCAGUUCACUGUCCAUGUCUCCCAGGCCUUUCCGACCCCUUUCUUUACCAAAAGGCCGUUGCAAGAUCUGCACCUCAAAACUGUGAUUUAGAAUGUUUUAAUACAUUCUAUUGCCAAUCUGAUCUUACAAUGUGUUCUGCGAGGGUUAUAGGCCUGAAUACUCAAAUUGAGUUCCAGUGUGUCUGUUGAAUUGCUUGAUUUUUGUCCGAGUCUUCUAUAAGGUUGUGGUUGUUGGUAUUCUGUUUUUUUUUUUUUUUUUUUGGGCAGUCCAGUUUUGGGUCUUCGAUUUGCCAUUUGUACAUAGCAUGCAUUAUACAACCUUAGUCUUUUUAAGAGUGUAAUUACACAUCGGUAAUUUGGGCACCUCCCAUACAUUGUCUUAGAAAAAAAAAAUAGUUAAAGAAAAAGAGAAAGGAAAGGAGGACCAACCAGUUGAAGUUGGAGUCCUAUUGAUUUGAUUUUGGUGUGCAUAGGAUAUAGAAUAAAAGUUUCUUUUUUUUUCCUUCUUUCUUAUUAAGCUGGGUUUUGUCAUGGAUGUAACUAGUUGAUGUAACUUACUAUAUAAUUGAAGAGGAGAACGUGAUAUUGGCUUUGUGUGUACGAAUUUCCUGUAUCCUAUUUUCUUUUGCGGGAUAUUCUUUUACUUUUGAUCAA